Molecule: messenger RNA, 1142 nt
Organism: Drosophila teissieri
Lineage: Eukaryota; Metazoa; Arthropoda; Insecta; Diptera; Drosophilidae
Product: serine protease snake
Exons: 3
Coding region: 47-1006 (319 amino acids)
Biological process (GO): proteolysis
Molecular function (GO): serine-type endopeptidase activity
Source: RefSeq, a predicted model, not a curated record
UAAAUAAAUAUUUUAGUAGCUUACUAAACGUAGAGGUAGCCACACGAUGAGCAGCGCGAUCUUCGGCAAGGUUGUCCAGCUGGAAGCAGCAUUGUUGCUUCUAUUCGUCGCUUGGGCGCCGGCCCAGGAUGCGGAUAUAGUCAGGACGUGCACUGCCUACAAGAGAAGCGUUUGGGAGGAGACUUCCGAGUUCAGCUUUCUGAUCGAGGAUGCCCCGAUUAUCUACAAGACCCUGGACAAAUGCACCAGCUAUGCGCCGCUUAUAAUCGGCGGAGGACCCGCUCUGCCCAAGGAGUUCCCGCAUGCUGUGCGCCUGGGCCACCAAGAUGACAAUGGCGAGGUGGACUGGUUCUGCGGCGGAACCCUUAUCAGCGACAGACAUGUGCUCACCGCAGCGCAUUGCCACUACUCACCACAAGGAUCAGUGAACAUCGCGCGUCUCGGAGACUUGGAGUUUGACACCAGCAGCGACGAUGCGGAUCCGGAGGACUUCGUCGUGAAGAACUUCACCCCGCACCCCGGAUACAGCUACCCGGCCAUUUACAACGACAUUUCCGUGGUGAGGUUAAGUCGACCCGUAACCUUCAAUGAGUACAAGCAUCCGGCCUGUCUGCCCUUCGACGAUGGGCGAUCCGUCUCCACCUUCAUAGCCAUCGGUUGGGGUCAGCUGGAGAUCGUUCCCAGGACGGAAAACAAAAAACUACAGAAGGUGAAGCUCUACAACUACGGAACGCGCUGCAGGAUCACGGCCGAAAGGAACGAGGAACUGCCCGAGGGAUACAAUGCCACCACCCAACUGUGCAUCGGAUCCAACGACCACAAGGACACCUGCAAUGGGGAUUCCGGCGGACCGGUGCUCAUCUAUCAUAAGAAGCACCCCUGCAUGUACCACGUGAUGGGUAUCACGUCCAUCGGAGUGGCCUGCGACACUCCCGACAUUCCGGCCAUGUAUACACGGGUUCACUUUUACCUGGACUGGAUUAAGCAGCAGCUGGCCAGAAAUUAGGAGGGAUAUUCAAAUAGGGAAAUUGAAAAUCCACAAUUCUGUGGGUAAAUUGUUAAAAGUGACUUAACUAACUUUAGUUUUGAGUAGCAACACCCUAUCAAAAGCCGUAGUAAAUAAAGCUGAAUUCUUCUGAAUA